This is a messenger RNA of Mastomys coucha (southern multimammate mouse), 4539 nucleotides long. It is a transcript of the gene Ero1a, whose product is annotated as endoplasmic reticulum oxidoreductase 1 alpha. Gene Ontology annotation, cellular component: endoplasmic reticulum; endoplasmic reticulum membrane. Gene Ontology annotation, biological process: protein folding in endoplasmic reticulum. Lineage: Eukaryota; Metazoa; Chordata; Mammalia; Rodentia; Muridae. The record is from RefSeq and is a predicted model, not a curated record. The transcript is spliced from 16 exons. Gene Ontology annotation, molecular function: FAD binding; protein-disulfide reductase activity; thiol oxidase activity. The coding region runs from base 84 to 1478 and encodes 464 amino acids.
CAGGCUUCUUCAGCCGGCGCGCGGCCUGCGCCGGGGAGCCAAGCACGGUUUCGCCGGCCGAGGGCGGUGGGCGGCGAGCGGCGAUGGGCCGCGCCUGGGGCUUGCUGGUCGGACUCCUGGGCGUCGUGUGGCUGCUGCGCUUGGGCCAGGCUGAGGAGCGGAGGCUGGAGACAGCGGCACAGCGCUGCUUCUGCCAGGUUAGUGGUUACCUGGAUGACUGUACCUGUGAUGUUGAGACCAUCGAUAAGUUUAAUAACUACAGACUUUUCCCAAGACUACAGAAGCUUCUUGAAAGUGACUACUUUAGAUAUUACAAGGUGAACUUGAGGAAGCCAUGUCCUUUCUGGAAUGACAUCAACCAGUGUGGAAGGAGAGACUGCGCUGUCAAACCCUGUCAUUCUGAUGAAGUUCCCGAUGGAAUUAAGUCUGCGAGCUACAAGUAUUCUGAGGAAGCUAACCGCAUUGAGGAAUGUGAGCAAGCUGAGCGACUUGGAGCAGUGGAUGAAUCUUUGAGUGAGGAGACCCAGAAGGCUGUACUUCAGUGGACCAAGCAUGAUGAUUCUUCAGACAGCUUCUGUGAAGUUGAUGAUAUACAGUCCCCUGAUGCUGAGUAUGUGGAUUUACUCCUUAAUCCUGAGCGCUACACAGGCUACAAGGGGCCAGAUGCUUGGAGGAUAUGGAGUGUCAUCUAUGAAGAAAACUGUUUUAAGCCACAGACAAUUCAAAGGCCUUUGGCUUCUGGGCAAGGAAAAAGUAAAGAGAACACAUUUUACAGCUGGCUAGAAGGCCUCUGUGUAGAAAAGAGAGCAUUCUACAGACUUAUAUCUGGCCUACAUGCAAGCAUUAAUGUGCAUUUGAGUGCAAGGUAUCUUUUACAAGAUACUUGGCUGGAGAAGAAAUGGGGUCACAAUGUCACAGAGUUUCAGCAGCGCUUUGAUGGGAUUCUGACUGAAGGAGAAGGCCCAAGAAGGCUGAAGAACUUGUACUUUCUGUACUUGAUAGAGUUAAGGGCUCUCUCUAAAGUGCUUCCAUUUUUUGAGCGUCCAGAUUUUCAGCUCUUCACUGGAAAUAAAGUUCAGGAUGCAGAAAACAAAGCGUUACUUCUGGAGAUACUUCAUGAAGUCAAGUCAUUUCCUUUGCAUUUUGAUGAGAAUUCUUUUUUUGCUGGGGAUAAAAAUGAAGCCCAUAAACUAAAGGAGGACUUCCGACUACACUUUAGAAAUAUCUCGCGAAUCAUGGACUGUGUUGGUUGCUUCAAGUGCCGCCUGUGGGGCAAGCUUCAGACUCAGGGUCUGGGCACUGCUCUCAAGAUCUUGUUUUCCGAAAAACUUAUCGCAAAUAUGCCGGAAAGUGGACCAAGUUAUGAAUUCCAGCUAACCAGACAAGAAAUAGUAUCAUUGUUUAAUGCAUUUGGAAGGAUUUCCACAAGUGUGAGAGAAUUAGAGAACUUCAGGCACUUGCUACAGAAUGUUCACUGAGGAGGACGGUUGGAACGUGACUGUUUCUGCACAGGGGAGCCUGAAGGGCAGAAUCUCUCUGAGCACCACGGUUGCAAUGACCGUCCUAAGCUAAAUGUUUAUAUAAAGCUGCUUUUGUAAAAGAAGAGAUACAUUGUUUAAGUAAAUGACAUUUUUAAAAAUUGUGUUCAUGUUUAAUAUUAUUGUGAAUAAAAGUAGUAUUUUGGUAAUGUACAAAUUUUAAUACUAAGCAAAAGUAAGGUCAUUAAGUUCCCGUGUGAUAAAGCUAGGUAAAUACUGCCUUAGGCUCUCAAACUAGAGUUGUAUUAAGAAGGUGUAAUAAAAACCAAGCUAAGGUACCUAUGACAAGUGUUUGAUAAUAAAAUAUUAAGAGGCUUAGCAGUAAACCAUGGUCAUCAGCCUCAAACACCAAUGCUUUUUCAUUUGCCUCAUUUGCAAAGAAAAUAUAGACUGCCCAGUUAUAUUUAAAUUUUAGAUAAGUAACUAGUUUUCCUUCAAAUGUUAAGUAUGUUGAAUUUUAUUAGAGCCUAUUUAUACUACAAGUUAUUUGCUUGAAGUUCAAGUUUAAUUGGGAGGGCUUGUGUUUUCCUGGCAACCUUAAAAUACACUGGUAUGAAACAUUCCUUUUAGAGUUAAAUAGCUAUUUUGAUUGUGCUGUUUUGGUAUGUAGGGAAGUAGAAUAAUUCAAAGGCACAGGAGAUUUCUAAACAUUGUAGAAAGAUAAUAGAUUAUAUAUUUAUUCUCAUAAUAGUUCCCCUAAUAGUAGAAUUUUGGGGAAAUUUUAUUUUUAUAUAAUUUCAUAUUUACAGAAAAGUUUCAAAAAACAGUUAAAAAAACAAAACAAAAAACAACAACAACAAAAAAACCCUAAACUUGUUUUACUCAGAUUCAUGGGUUGUUCACAAGUGUUUUAACCACUCACCCCACCUCACAGUGACAAUUGAGCCCAGGGCCUCAGUUAUGCUGGGCUAGCCCUGCAUUCAUGAGCUGUGUCCUCAGGCCUUGCUUAAGUUCCUACAUAGACAUAGAUAGCCUGUUUUAUUUAAGGAUUUGAAAAUAAGUAAUGGGCAUCAUGAUUAACCCAAAAUACUUCAGUGUGAUGGUCAGUAAUUUCUUAAAAACUAUUUUUUGUUUUUUUAAAAGAAAAUCCAAACCUUACAGAUCCAAGCUGAACUACUAUAAGCCUUAAAAUAAGGAAACAUCCCACAUCCCAGUCACCUCAAGUUUGAAUUUGGUUGCCUUUUUUUUGACCUGUGUAAUCACAGAGUAUACAAUUCAUGUUUGUUUUUUGUUUUCUUUUUCGAGACAGGGUUUCUCUGUAUAGCCCUGGCUGUCCUGGAACUCACUCUGUAGACCAGGCUGGCCUCGAACUCAGAAAUCCGCCUGCCUCUGCCUCCCAAGUGCUAGGAUUAAAGGUGUACGCCACCACUGCUCGGCACAGUUCAUGUUUUUUUAUGCAUGGACCUUAUUUUCUUUUUCCCAUAGAAUGGAACUAUAACGUAGAUAGGUUUUAAUUAGUAGAAGCUCUUCACUGAGAGCAAUAUUUGAAGUGGCUUAAGAAUUUACAUCACAUGGCAGUUAUAAAUGGUAUAUACCUCAAAAUUAUGCCCCCCCUGAUGUCACAUAUAAUGUCUUGAGCAGUUAGGACAGGUUGAAAUGUCUCAUAAGAAAAAGCAGGACUUAUAUAUGCAAUGGUUAGCAAUGUCACUUUACACUGCUGCGUAUUUUCUCUGUCCCUAACACUUGGUCCAGUGCCAGGCAUACAGUUGGUUGUCUAACAUUUGUUGAUGGAAAGUGUAUGUAUUUAGUAUACUUUAAGUGAAUGGUGAUAUAGCUUGUUUAACUAUGUAUCCUAUUUCCCCCCUCCCUCUCACUUUUUCUUUUGGAUCAAAUAAUAAAUGAAAGACAUCAACCCACUAAUUAGGUCGGUUUUCUUGGGGACUUAAAAGAACUAAAUGAUCAGUACACACAAGCCAGCCCUUUUGAAACCCUCACUGCUUUCACUUUCUGUCUCCCACUUGAUUGUCUGUGUCUUCUGUCCCUCCAAGUGAGGUCCAAUACCUAAUUCUAAGUCUACAGUUAACAAGCAGUUUAAUUUUUAAGAAACCUUAACUUUUCCUGUAGUUGACACAGUUGACAAACCCUUCCCAGAAGUCCUGAAGUCCCUAUUCCUUUGUGUUUGGCUUGCUCCUGGGUAUCUUUCUUCUGGUCUUUUCAUUUAACCUAGAUAUCAUUCCUCGGACUUUUUGCUCUAAGUCACUGGACCAUACUUUUGAGUAAUUUCCGUGAAGUGAUCGCAUUUCAGCUUCUCUCUGUUUCCCUGCUGUGCUCACUUGGCUGUCUAUUGACGCUUCUGCAAAUUCAAGGACUCAGUCACCACAAACCUACUCUGUGUUCCUUACUUGGUUAAUUUCAGAACCGUUGCACUGUUGAAGGUUUUACACAGUUCGUUUCUGUAUCUUCCACCUGACUAUUGUGUCUUAAGUUCUGAUUUUACUCCAACAUGUCUAUCACUAUCUUUCAGUUUUUAUUAGUCACCCAAAGGGUCACCUAUGUCUGUUUUCCCAUCUCUCUAUUGGCUCACAUCAGCAGACUGGGCUUUCUAGAAGCGUUCAGCUUAAUUCCUGCUGGCACUUUUAUGAGCUUUUUGGUGAGAGUCUCUGUUUGAUAUCCAAGACCCUCCUCUUGUGUUUGCCACUCUGUUCUGAUAAAAGUGUUCAAGUUUUCCAAAAGUCCAGAGUUGGUAGCCCUCUGAACCUUUGCAGACACCAUAUUUGCAUUGAGAGCCCUAGGCUUCUUUCUCAUCUGGGAAAUUCUGUGCAUUCUUGAAAUUCUGUGAAAUUACCCCUGCCCCUUCUUAUGGUCACCACUGUAAUUGCAACCUACCUCUAUCGAAUCACUUAUUGUACUGUAUAUUUUAUUUUAUAAAGUGUCCUUUACUAGAAUGUGAGCUCCUUAGGGGCAAGAAAGGAAACUUUAUUCAUUUUGGCAUCUCUAUAGAAUAAUGUUUAGCAUAUGAGCAUUUAAUAAAUGUUUUUUGAAUAAAUUGCUUCACAUGACA